This is a messenger RNA of Aspergillus caelatus, 1079 nucleotides long. RefSeq names its product Fcf2 domain-containing protein. Gene Ontology annotation, cellular component: nucleolus. The transcript has 3 exons. The coding region runs from base 1 to 705 and encodes 234 amino acids. The record is from RefSeq and is a predicted model, not a curated record. Gene Ontology annotation, biological process: RNA processing. Gene Ontology annotation, molecular function: RNA binding. NCBI's taxonomy places the organism in Eukaryota, Fungi, Ascomycota, Eurotiomycetes, Eurotiales, Aspergillaceae.
AUGGCUCAAACAACAUGUGGUGAAGCUGGGGCCAUCAACGCUCACGAAGAAGUCGAUAUCACAGACCAUGAUAUCGAGCAGCUACUUUUCGAGGCGGAAGGCCGAUUACGUGCUCAAGAUUUGAACUCCACUAACAUCCCUGCUACCAGAGAGGUAUCUGGCGAUCGGCCCCAGCACACUUUGUUAAGGUUGUCCUCUGAUUGUUCCCUGCAGCCUUACGUCCUGCAGAAAGGGGAUCUUGCGACAAUCGAUAUCACACGCGUCAAGAACGUGCAGGAUGCAAAUAAUGGUCUUGGCAACAAAGAGCCCAAGCAACCGGAGGUGAAGAAGGAUAAACCUACAGCUGGCAGCAACUGGUUCGACCUUCCGCAGACAGAUUUGACACCAGAAUUGAAAAGGGAUUUACAAUUGCUCAGAAUGCGGUCGGUAUUGGAUCCCAAGAGACAUUACAAGAAGGAAAACGGUAAAGCACAGCCGCCUAAAUAUUCUCAAGUGGGAACUAUCAUUGAAGGUCGAACCGAGUUCUUCAGUGGUCGUAUUGCUAAGAAAGACCGCAAGAAAACUUUCGUGGAAGAAGUCCUAGACCAAGAGCGGUACAACAGGCGGUUUGAGUCUAAAUACAGAGAAAUACAGACCAGCAAGCAGAGUGGCAAGAAAUCCUUUUACAAACAUCUGCAAGCCAAGAGAAGAGCAAAAGGCAAGUGAUAAGACCGAUGCUACUCCUACAUGGACAGUUCUGGAGGCCGUUAUGUUGUAAGAAUCUCUCUUGAACCAGUCCUGGCAUGCUUUUAGGCAUGGCAAAAUGAAGGGUUCGCGAUGAACUCGGCGAAUCCGAGCAAUUACCCCUCGUCUUCGAGCCACCCAAAGUGCAAUUGCACAUACUAAUCGCUUCUGAACACACCCAAUAUAGUUCGCACCACAACAAUCUGGUAGGCGUUAGUUUCAAGCAUGAUAAGGGGUAUCAUCUGGGCGCGAACCUGCAUAUCAAUGGCUGCUGAACGACCAGCCUCGAGCACUUCCUCAUGGUUUGCUUUGCCCUCCUGCAAAAUAGCAUCUAGUUCUUCAACACCCUUUCCUUG